GAGAGGGGACAGAAAGAAACCCUUUACGCCCCUGUCUUGGUGUGGUCAGAGCUGUGCUGAGCGCUACAAACCACUGCAGCCUGGAAGCGUGAGCUUUUUUUUUUUUUUCUUCCCUUUAAAAAGUUUUCAGGAAGUCUGGGGGAGGGGCAAUGCUGUUUCUUUUUUGUUAUAAUGGGCCCCUUUGUGGGGAUGGAAGAGGAGAAGAGAUCUGUGUGCCUGUGGUGCGCACGCUUCCCAGUGAUUCCCAGGGUAACUUCCCAGGGCUCCUAAAAAGCGCUGGGCCCCUGAGGUGUGGGCAAAAGGGGAGGGAGGCUGGCCCAGGAUGGAGCUGAUGGUGUUGCUCAAUGCUCUGGUUACUCGCCUGCUCUUUGUGUUGCACUCUUUAAUCGGGGUCUGGAGAGUGACUGCAGUGAAGAAAGAACCCAAGUACUGGCUGCUGGCACUGCUCAAUCUUCUCCUGUGCCUGGAGACAGGGCUCACCCUCAAGUUUAAGCAAGGCAGAGGCUACAAAUGGUUUUCACCGGCAAUAUUUUUAUAUCUGAUUUGCACAGUACCAUCACUAUGGCUACUAGAAAUUCAUCAUGGAACUCAGUACUGCGGUAACGAGCCCGGAGCAGUUCAGGUGAAUGUCAGCAAUCAAGACUUCAAUCAAUCCAGAGACAGCAGUCACGGAAGUGAGGGAACAGAUCACCACAUCAUUCAGACGGCUAAAGUCUUUGUGAAUCAGCUCUCCACAAUCUGUGAGACUGUCUGGACACUGGCCCUCCACCAGACUUUCCUAUUGCUACUGGUAGUUGGGAGAUGGCUCCUUCCCAUUGGAGUUGAAAUCACUCGGGAUCAAUUGUCUCAGCUGCUUCUCAUGUUUGUGGGAACAGCAGCAGAUAUACUUGAAUUUGCUAGUGAAACCUUGGACAUCAAAGAUGUUCGGAAUAAUUAUGUUCUCAUAAAUGCAAUUCUUGCUGUAUGGACCUGGAGUAUGUUACAGUUUCCACUUGAUCUUGCAGUACAGCAUAUUGGCUGCAAACCAACUGCAUCGACUAGGCGGAUCCCCAGCCUGCUGCUGUGCAGGUACAGCGCGGAACUGUGGAACAUUGGGGUCAGCCUUUUUAUACAGGAUGGUCCCUUCUUCAUUGUGCGCUCAAUCCUGAUGGGCCACUUCAGAAUAUUCAAUCAGAUGCUGGUAUUUUUUACAGCUAAGAAUAUUUUAGUUGUGACUUUACAACUGUAUCGUUUGGCAGUGAUAACGUUAGACUUUCGUGCUACCAUUCUGCAGAAGAGCAGGAAAGGAGAAGUCAGCUGUUGCCCAUGCGAGCCUUACGAAGCUAGUACUCACGCUACCGCUGACCAAGAUAACAAGAUGAAAGAGUUUGUUGCUUUUCCUCUGAAAGAGGGAUCCCAAGCUCUAUCAGAAGAUCAGUGAGCACAGUUACUGCCUUGAAAGAGGUUGCAAUACCCACAGCUUUUUCAGGAGGGCUUAGCCUAUUUCUAUGACCAAACACACCUUGACUGAGUGCCCAAGUCAUCUCUUCCACCAAGAGACCAAUAAUUUCUUCUAAACUGUAGGAGAAAUUUCUGAAGCAAAUUCAUAGAAAUGGGACAUUUUUGUAUCCAUUCAUAUGCUGGGUUUUGACUAGUUCCCUAUUAUAUUAUCCACAGGGAUUUUGUAGCCAUAGUUUGUAGUAGGAAGAAAGGUUUGGCACACUAACAAAGUUGGUGGCACUGUGCUAACGUAUGUACUUGCAUGUAUUCAAAUCGAAAAACAAGCCUAUCCAUUAUGGGAAGUAUGGAAGCAUUUAGCUUUACUAUAGCCCAACGGUCGAAGCCAGGCUAUAACCAGAGCGUGAUGAACAGUAUGUUCAUCGUGUGUGGGAGCAGUGACAACUGUGCAGACAGGCAAGUGAAGGGGCAUGACAGUUUUCUACUGUUACUGUGGCAUUGAAAUAUUGUUCAUUCAAGAACUUUAAGAAAACCUUGUCCAAAUGUUACCUCAUCCUUGGCUGCAUUCAGUUAAAAACUAUGCAACACCAUGAAACAUGACAAACAAAACUGUCCCUUAAGACCUGCAUGGUCUGAAUAACCUAAACAUUACAAAUUAAAAAAAUUAGAUGAAAAGCAGCCCCACAAGUCUGCAUUUGUCACAGGCAUUUUUUUUUUUUUACAGAGGCGCUUGCCUUUCUGUUUCUAUGAGUUAGAACACCAAAAAACCCCCAAACAACCCCAACCACCCCAAAAUAUUUGUAAAGACUUCUUCCCCCCCCACUGGUUUUACCAUGUUUCCAAUUGAAAUGAGUUUUGAAAAUGAAGACAUUUGAUAUGAGUUUUUAAGAGUGGUCUGACUCAGACACACAAUCUAACUGGAAAGAAAACAGCACUGCUCAAGUGUGUCAAGACACUCUAGACAAAAGGAUUCAGGCUUGAGCUUCACAUUUUAUAAAGCACCACAAGGUUCCCUGAAAUAACUUCAGAGAUAGUCUGAUCUGUUGAGUGUCAAGAUCCAUUUUUAGAAAAUAGCUAAUAAUUAUUCAUCUACUACUAUGACAUUUGGAGUGAACAACAUAGGCCUGAUAAAUUUAUCCCAAGAACACACUUUAUAUCAGUGUAGUGCCAUUGACUUUGCUGGGCUUAGCUUAUAGAAGCUGAAAGUAAGGUAAGUGGUUUUUAAAAAUCUGCCUAAAAAUCAUGCUGUCACAGAAAAUGGCAGGUACUUUUACAAAUUUUUGCAUCCAUUCUAAGAGAGUGCAGAAAAGCAUAUUUUAAAAAAUCUAGCAAAUAUAAAGUGACCUAAUUAAGGUAACGUCCCUUAUUAAAAAUUCCCAAUUAAACCUUAUUUUCUAAACCCUUCACUAUCUAACAACAGAGUCCAGUCUGGGGAAUGAAUAAAAAUUUUUCUACCACCACCACAACAGUCAUACGCUUAUUUAUGCAUAGCCUGAUAAGCAAUGACAUGUUUAUUCUUUGAAAGAUUAACCUAUCUAAAAAUCCCAACCCCAAACAUUGAACCUGUGUUUAUAUUUGUGAGCUAUUACUCUUCUGUGCAGAAUCAGGUCCUUCCAUUACGAAAGAAGAAAAUGCACAGGCAUAAAGGAGGAAGGAAGUCUUAUAUACUUCAUAGACCUUUCUAACAUUUAUACUUUAGUAAUAAUGUGCGACACCUCCUGCUCUUCUUAUUUUGGGCCUUCUUCCAUAAAAAAUUUUUUAAAAGCCAAUCAUUAUUCACCACGGCAUUGUGAGGCAGACAUAUGGAGAGUGGAGUGCAGCUUCAUUUGGGAUUUUAAUUCAAGCCUAGAAGUAAAAGAGCUAGAGUACUGCUGCUGACCAGCUGUGCUGUCUGAAACCUUUCACACUAGGGUGGAUUUAGAAUCAGUUGGAAGAACUGCAACACAUCUCUUCCUUGUUGGUGCAAGCCAGGACUACUCACAUUCAUUUUGAGUUUACUACUCAUGAUAUAGUAAUUAUCCUGUUAAAAGGAUCCUUGCUAAUUAAUUUGGAAUGUACUGAGCUUGCUAGAACAUCAUUCUAAAUUCAUCAGCACAAAAAUUGCAGGACAUACUUUUUUUGUACUUGCCGUCUAUUUAAAGGGCUUAGUUCAGCAACAAACUGCCUACGAGGCUCAGCCUGCAGCAAACGCAGGAUCCCCCGGGGUCAGCAAUACAGAGACUAGUUACGGCAGGAAUAUUUUACAGAGAACUAUAUUUCCUGGUCUUCAGGCUGUUCCAUUUUGAAUAGCAGUAAAGAUUCUAAUCAGAUUUACUGUGCGAAGAACUAACCCCAAUGUUAGGUUUUUACUACUAGAUCCUCCCUCAUGCUUAUGAUAGAAUAGAUUUGGACUUACCUUUUCCUCCCCACUAUUGGGGGCGACAACAAGCAGAUUGCUUAAAAACAAAAGAAAAACCAAACAGACAAAGCAAGCACAUAAAUGGUGGGUAGUGUACCUCCCCACCUGUGCACAGAGGGGAAUCGCAUGUACCAGCGGAAACACGCAGUUCCCUCUACUUCAUUGAGAAGCCCAGGAAUGGCAAUUAAGAAGUCUAGUAGCUUGUGUGUUUGGUCACAGUGGCAAGCCUGCUUCACCUCCCUCUUGCAAAUUUUUUAUUAUUAUUUUUGAGAGGGAGGACUACAGCACUGGUUUUCCAGCAGGCUGUUUGAGUCAGCUGAAUCAGUGGCUGGGUGUGGGGAGCCAUUGUGUAAUCCUGCAGCCUUCCAGAGCUUUGCACUAGGCAAGUGGUAGAAUGUGUUUUCUUCAAGAUCUGCCACAGCAUCUGUGGCGUAUCCAAAGAACAACUGGUGUCACGCUUGCUAUUCGGGAAAAGCUGCAAUAAACUUUCAGAUGGAAAAACCUCAAACCUUCAAAAUGAAGGGAUUUCAGAACAUUUAUCUUAACCAUUAUUUACUCAAGUCAGGAGAAUUGCAUCACUAAAUCUCUUCUGCAAAUAGAUAUCUAGCCAUUUACUGUUAUUUAUUCUGGUUGUUCCUGCCUUGUCCUUUUAGAUUAUUCCAUAUUAAACCUCACUGAAAUGUUUUACCACCACUUGUAUUUUCCUGAGCUAAAAUGUAUUCCUCCUUUCCUUUGGACAUUGGCUCAAAUAAGAUCAUAGCCCUAAGCAAAAAAAAAAAACCACAAACCAAAAAAACCCCAACAAACCACCAAAUCACCAAAACCCACACACCAAACAUACAAAUAAAACCACCACCAUGAUUUUAUUUCAUUUCUGUUGGUAUUCAUACUGUACUAUGUUCUCUGGGACCAUGUGGAAGUGGAAGAAAAUGUGCAAUUACUUUUAAAAAAUUCCAACUGUAUUUUGCAAAUAAAAGGCAGUUACCUCAGGCAUAGCUGCCAAUUUAUUAUGUGA
Molecule: messenger RNA, 4850 nt
Organism: Phalacrocorax carbo (great cormorant)
Lineage: Eukaryota; Metazoa; Chordata; Aves; Suliformes; Phalacrocoracidae
Source: RefSeq, a predicted model, not a curated record